This is a messenger RNA of Rhipicephalus microplus (southern cattle tick), 4587 nucleotides long. RefSeq lists its product as uncharacterized. NCBI's taxonomy places the organism in Eukaryota, Metazoa, Arthropoda, Arachnida, Ixodida, Ixodidae. The record is from RefSeq and is a predicted model, not a curated record.
GUAUGCGUGGCGCCCUCCGUUGUCACGCGGGCGAAGUAAACUAGCAAUUUGGCGAGUACCAGCGGCACCGACCAGGGUAGCCCACGAUUGGUAGUGACCUUGUUUGGCAUAUGAAUUCGCCCUCACGUGGCCGCUACGUGUCGCCGCAAAUAUGAAAGGCCAUGUAAGGUGACACAGCGACUGUAUUUUCUACCCUUGGAAAUCAAUAAAAGGGCUUAUUCCUGACUCUCCUUUGGUGUCUCACUCACCAGGAGGAGGCAAUAUUUAGGCAAGGAAGAUGAUUAACCGAGAAAUGCUUGCAAAAGCAACCCUCAACAAUGCGUCAUCGAGACAAGUUCCAACUCGCACCGAGAUUCGUCUGCCACCUGGUGUUUCCUUAACGAGCACACCUAUUCCAGUUCAGAUGACUAGAAAUAAUCAUGUGACUGUCACGCUGGAUGGCACAACAAGCGUGCGAAACUUGUUGCAACAACAUGCCAGGCCUUACGAUGACUCGCUUCUUCGACGUCAACUGAACAAAUCGGCUGUGGGUCCAGCAGCAGCAGUGGGAACAGCAGUAGCAACUAGCAAGGGCCAACCUAUCAUCGACAAGAGCCUACUUGCCCAGCACCUAACGCAGAAAAACAAUGAGCUUAAAGUCAUUGAGUUAGCCCCCAAUGAAAAAGUGCGGGUGUUAAGAACGUCUGGCGGGACAGUAACAGUACGCUCGCUCAGUCCGGUGUCUGCACCCUUCAGGGUACAUACAGAACAAGUGAGGCCCCCUCAUAGCAUAGUUCAGACCGAACCACUUAGUGCGCCUCCCGGCAGUGUAGAACAUGGUAUCCCUAAUAAUCUGGAGCAGAGGAGAGCACCACCAUCAUCGCCUGUCGUGAAUGCACCUAUCAUCGCACCGCGCAAAAUAUUACCCAAGCCCGUGCACAGCCUGUCGUUCGUGGCCAAUGGGGGCCGUGUUCAUCAGAAUCCACCUGUGGUUUCUGUUCAGAAUGCUACCACAAGAGUGAGGCUCGUCGACCCUCCCAUUCAUGCCGCUCCUAAUGAUGUGAUCACUGGUCUCAAGAACAUGGCCGUAGUUCAUCCCCAGGUACGGCCUGCCAUGUCUAUGAAACCCAUUGGCGCUGACGAACUAGCGAAAGAGGCACAGCUGUCAAAAGCAGCUGCUCAAAAUGUGGCCGCCAAUAUGACACAUAAAAUUGCGCAGCCAAGCACCACAGCAGCUGCUGCUGCUGCCGGGCAGAGGGCCCUUUUGGAGCCAAAUCGAGUUGUCCCGGUGUCAAUCCAGCGAAGUGUUCCCCGAUCUAAUGUACAGCGGGUAGACGAAGAUGAAAGCAAGAAGUCCAAAAUGAUUAUUGUGGAUCUCACAGAGCCCAUGGAGACAUCUCCAACUACCAAGCAAGCUUCAGCAACUGUAAACACCCCGGCCGAACCCACAUUGUCAACACAUCCCUCUGUGGCAGAUGAGCCUCUUCCACUUGAGGCGGGCUGCCUCCAAGUGCCAUCGGGCCUCAAAGUGGACUUUAUCAACUUAGACGACUUGUUAAUAGGCGACCUAAGCUAUCUAGCCAAAUACUUUGGCCAGAGCAUACUGGAGCCCCUAUCUAUGGACGAUAUUGCCAACAAGGGUCUGUCAGAGUGGAUAGAUAUCUCGGAUGAGGCCGAAGUGGAGAAACUGUUUGUGGAGCUGAAGGCUUUGAAUGGAAGCAGCGGUCAGCAGCUUUGCUGGUCUAAUCAAAUGACACCAGAAAGUUCAGACAUUGCGUAUCCAAUCAUAGUACCUGAAUAUGAAGAGCUCGAGACCUUUAAUCUCCUGGCUGAUGUCACUUCACCGGCAACGACUGUGCAGGCAGCUGAUGGAAAGGCCUCUCCAGUAGGCACGAGCCAUAGUCCAAGGGGCACCAAAGAGGGCACCACUAAGAGCCCUCUCAUCUUGAUCAUCAAGAAGGGAGCCAAUAGCAGUGCUUCAAGUCCAGCAUGGCAGCUGUCCCCACGCAAUAGUAGCACUGCAAAGGACGAAAAAGAGGAGACCAAGGCACUUUUCUGCACUGCGCUGAACCUGUUACCAAGUUCGGGAGAGCAGCUGAAGAAAAUGCGCAAGGGAAAGUCCGCCCGUGCUUUGGCUGUUCUGAAAGACAAAGUGAUGUCAGAGUACCUCAAAAACCAUUUUGUGCCACUCCAUCGUGUGCAGGGAAUGUACCGGUAUUUGUUCAAGAAGGGGCACCUACGGGAGGGCAAGUUGACGUAUGCCUGUGAAGUAUAUCGGAACCUACGGAGCCGAGAGAACCGGCCAAGGGCAUCUAUGGUCAUCUCGCGAUAUGACGAGGAAGACUUUACUGCCAAAAAGACACAACCAUCAUCUCCAGGCCUUCUUUGGCACUUGAAGAAGAAAGUUACCUCCAAAUAUGAAAGGGACGAGGAUUAUGUCCCAAGAAAAAGUCAAGCCAAUGGCCAGAAACUUCGGCGCCGCCUGUGGGGCCGACCAAAAGGCUCCUGGAGGACGGGGGCAGCUAACAGCGACAACAGCAGCAAUAGCAGCACACCAUCUGCGGAAGCUGCCCCAAACAGUCUAACAGUUUACUGCACGCCACUGUACAAGCUGGAGGCAGGCAACUGGACUCCGAAGUGUUCCGCAGACGACUCUUGUCGAUGGGACAUCUGGGUCUCGGAGAACUCGCUCGAGAACAAGAUGUCAUGUCCUAUUCCAAUGGUGGUCCUGACCAGAAUUGAAGACGGCGAUGCAGAUUCUGCAGGGACUUCCAAGGAUGAGUCGCCACAGCGCACAGUGGUGUCCGAAUUGUUCUGCAGCCAGUGUUCGUACAGCUGUCUGAACAAACCUUCCCUGGUGAACCACUUCUCUUCCAAGCAUAAGGGAACAGGCGUCUCCUUUAAGACUGUAGUCAUGAAGUGCCGCAUAAAUAGGAGUGCAUCUACUGCUAAGGGUUCAUCUACGUGACCGAUGAAAAGAAAGAAAAAAAAAACUGUGAACCAGCACUCCGUAUGCCGGCGUUAUGCAUCAGCAGCGAUGCGACUCUUGCCGGCACGCCUUCCCCUGGUGCUUGUGGAGCAGGCAUUUGAGUUGCCUGUAUUGUUCCACCACACUGCCAGUUAGCUAUUUAUGACACAAGAACUGUCAAUCGGGGGAAUGUGUGCACCUUUAGAGAGCCACUGUAGAAUAGAUGUUACAGUUCUUUAUUUUGUGCUGUUAAGCCACUCACGUCGUGUGUAUAUUUUGAGCAUUAACAAUGUCCGCGGUUAUGUAGCCAUCAUUUCUGCGACAACGUAAAUAAGUUAUGUAUUCUCGAUUUAAUGCAUGAGCUAUAGCAGGGUUGCAUCUUUGUAAUGCACUGUUAUGGUAUUCAUAUACAGUAGACUCUCAGUAAGCGGAAAUCUGUUUAAUGGAAUUGCUGCUUAAAUAGAACAAAUGCUUCUGACAAGAUUUGUUUCGUUCUCGCAUUGUGUGCCCCUGUUCAUCUCUCAGUAACCAGAGCUCCUGUUAAACGGAACACAUUUUACUGGUUCCUUCAAGUUCCGUUUAAUAACAGUCUACUGUAUAUCGUUUCAACUAUGUGCGGCAGCAAGAGCUACGGUGUAAGCAAUAAGUUUAUACGUAGUCAUUGACUGCUGAUUCUAGAUUCAUCAACCAUUUUGCAGAGUGAGUUCGAGGGGCUCUGAUGCAGUGGGGAUUGUAUAAUAUUACUAGUGUCUCAUUUGUUCAGUCAUAUUUCGCUUUUCAUGCACGAGAAAUCAAUCAUCCCUUUUGUUGCAUUUUCAGCUAAUUGAAUGUUAUUUGUACUGUAUCUUGAGUGAAUUUAACUUGUGUCGUUUACAGUGAGCUAUUUUUUUCAUGGUAUUGCGCAUUCUUAUUGUGAACAUCGUACGGCUAAGCUCUUCAGUGUUGCAACAUACACUGAAGCCUCAUAAUAACAAAGUUGCAUUUUACAGUAAAAUAAGUUUGUUUAUUCAAAUAUUCAUCAUAAAGGUAUGUUUGUAACACUAUAUUCACUGCAAGACUAUUCUUCAUUUACUUUGUUAUAAUUGAUAGUUUGUUAUAUCUGGGUUCGUUGGAGGUUUGAGUGUACUGCUUUUUGCAGACCAUCUGUUUUUUUUUUUCUAUAAUGUUUUCCUAAUUGUCAUAAGUGGGCCAGUUGUCCCUGUUUGUGGAAAGUUCACCAGCCUGUCUAAAAGGAACCUGUAGUGAGUUUAUUUGCAAGAAGUUGAGCACUACUCUUGCAACCUUAAGUGGUGUCCUUGCACUAGAUACACUCUGCCUGAGGCUACCUGUCAGGUCAACCGGCAAAAAGCUACCAGUACUGCCAUGUCAUCUGCAAGGCAUGACAUGCAAGACAAGACAUGAAAUGGUGACUUAAGCGAUGACCACCUGAUCGUAUCGCCAUCACUCGUAAAUGUUUCACGAGAAAAAACACUGGUAGAGGGAAGCGUUGAGAGCUUACGUGCUGUACACAUUGUUUGGCUAACAUACUGUGUUUGCAUUAAUCUGCCAUGUAGGAAUGGCCUUUCGCAAAAUUUGAAAAAAUAAAAGUUGCAAUAAAUGAGAAAAGUGGGGCUAGUACGCCUUGCGUGGGUAGCUGUGAA